GGAGAGCGUGGAAGCAGAGGCCCAGAACCGGAACAUAAACCGCUGGCCAUACAGAAACUGAAACCGAAAACAAGCUCUGCGAUCUCGUGUAUUGGGGAGCAGGGGUAUUUUUAUGUGGAACUCGGCGGUGCACGAACUGAAAGCUCAGCAAAGACCCAGAGAGCGAGGAAAAUGUGCGCCAGCGCUGACCGUGGAAACUUGAUACGCGCCCAGGUGUAGGCCAAGAGAAGACCACAUGCUCCUCCGCCAGCAGCUGCCUCUGCCACGUUCAAAAUAGAAAGUGCUGUUCGGCGGCUGCCAAAGAUGAAACGAGCCGCCGCAGUAUGAGCGAAUCGGAGCCGAAUAGCCUGGAGUUCAUUGAGGACUCCUAUCUGCCGGGCAUCGAUGAUCUCACCACCUUUACCCCUUCACUGGAUCCGGAUCCGGCGCUCAGCGAUGCCGAUGAUACCUUAGAUUGGUACGGCGAUGCGCCCGAGGAUAGUGAAGCGGAGCUAUAUCUGCGUAACCUAACGCUGGAUCAAAUCUUUUACGAUGUGGACUCGGACUACACCAACAGCCUGGAGUUGCAGGCCGUGGAAACGGAGUUUAUUGGCGCUAAGCUAGCCAACCAGGCACCCACCGCGUCGAUGGCCAAGCGCUUCCGCCUGAAGUUCUUCGCCAAGCGAACCAUGCGCGACCUUAAGGUCACGUUUAUAGACUUCUCCAAGCCGUAUCUGGCCAAAAUAUCAAACAGUGAUAACUACAAGAGAUUCCUCAAUAUAGCCCAACGUAGCAAAGGUACCAAGAUAGAUAAUACAGCCAACCUGUCGGAGCCCACAUCUCCAGCCGCUUCUGUGGCCUCCGCGGAAAUUGCCGCCGAGUUUGCUGCGCUGUCCGUAGAGGAGAAGGAACAGCGGCGUGCCGAGUGGAGUCAGGAGCUGGCCCGCGUUGAGGAAGAGAUCAACACGCUGCGCACAGUUCUCGCCUCGAAGACGCGCCAUGCGUCCGAUCUCAAGCGCAAGCUGGGCAUCACCGUCUGGAAGGAGGUGACGGAUGACAUGAAUCAGGGACUGAAGAACAUAAAAGAGAGUACCGUUUACCAAUCGGUGGAGCAGAGCGUGGAGAGUUUUACUAAAGCCGUGCACGAGGCACCCCUGUACCAGCGCACUGAGUCGGUGCUGAAGUCGACGGGAGAGAAGACCGCCUCGGUGUUUGGCAGCAUCACCAGUGGCAUUUCGUCGAAAUUGUCGCAAAUGAAAAACUCCGAAUCGAUGCGUUCUAUUGAGGCUUCGGUGGGCUCUGCCUACGAGAACGUUAAAGUAAGCUAUGAACACAACAAUUUUAUGUGCCAAUCUCAUGCGACCAAGGUGACAUCGCGUUCGGGUUCGGUAUCCAGUUUCCCGGACGCUCUGGACGAGAACAACACAUCUUCGGGCCUGAACUCACCCACAGACUCACUCACUAAGUAGAGGUUCCUGCAGAUGGGAAUCCUAUAACUAAGCGUCGAAGAGUUGAAAAUCGAAAAAAAAUUAUUCUACACAGUACACUAAAGACCCCAAAACCACACACAAAACACACACUCUACUAACUUAUUAAGCUAACUGCGAAUUGUCGUGUAUGCACACUAACACCAGGAUCAGAAUUAAUUCUAAAGAUCAUCAUGUACGUGUGUGGUAUAUACAUACAUAUAUCUGGAAAUAAGUAUAAACCUGUGCAACAUAUAUUGGCAUGAUGGGAGCACAUAAUAGGUUCGAACUGCAUGGAUUGUUUUCUGAACUUCAAGCCAAAUUCAUAUAUUUAUAUAUCAGCCUAAUGUGUAUUUGUAAAAACUAAAUAAUUAUAUUUGGAUGCCGUCAUUCCCAGGGUCUUUUUUUCCAAUACUUUAGUUAAAGUUUUUAGCGGAUAAAAUAUAUGUAUAUUUUAUUUCUUCUCUAGGCUUUGAGUCACGUGGUUAGAUGGCGAUCCCAUUGAGAAGCAAAUUUCCAAAAUUUCAAAUGAUCCUAUAUAUAUUCGAAAUGCGAUUCAGAGCUUGUGAGCAAAAAUAACAAAUUAACGAAAAUCCAUUGGUAUUUUUAAGAAAAGCGGGUACAACCCGUACUGCUAAAGAAAUGGAAAACAUGUAAAUCGCACCCAAUUUGUUGCUAUAUAAUGCUGAUCUAAGAUUUGCUAUAUGUGUAUAUGAAAAACUUUGAAUAAAUGCAAUUUUUUGCCCCUGUAAAAGAGAA
This is a messenger RNA of Drosophila serrata, 2204 nucleotides long. Its product is annotated as tumor protein D54. The record is from RefSeq and is a predicted model, not a curated record. Lineage: Eukaryota; Metazoa; Arthropoda; Insecta; Diptera; Drosophilidae. Gene Ontology annotation, cellular component: cytoplasm.